CUUGACGUUGCGAUUUGUACAGUAAGUACCUGGGAUCGUCGAGCCGCAAACAUGAAUGUGACCAGGUCAGGAGCUCGCGAGCCACGAUCCAUUGGGAUAUAAAAUCUCCGAGUGUUACGGUAGGAUCAAAAAUCACCUGUCGGAAGAAAGGAAGAAGAUGUCAAGCGGUUUGCAACAUCUCACGUGGUUCAACAUCUAGCAUUACAACCUUAUUUCGGAGGUGCAGCGAUGGGUUGCACCAGCCCCAAGUGCUACAAUAUUGGCCUCUGAGAUGUAUUGCUUCAGAAAGGCUAUCAUGGACUUGCUCAGAGAUGGCAAGAAGGUCAGAGGGGAAUCCUUCCUUCUCGUUCAAUCCUCGAAGAAUUGGCAUAAUGGCGAGUCGACAUAUAAACCCGGGCUGUAAAAGUCCGUCUGUUCUUUCAGCUUGCAUCAUAACUUGAAUCAAUCGACCUCCAAGUGUGACUUGAGUUGAGACAUCAUGAAGUGGAAUACCUUGCUUCAACUUGCUGUCAUUGUUCUCAGUAUCUUCCCCGUUUGGGGUCUUCCUGCCGUGGAAGUCGAGCGCGAUGAGCCCCGGGCCUCGGACCAUUAUGUCUUUGCCCACUUCAUGGUCGGAAUAGUCGAGAAAUACGAACUGGACGACUGGAUCGCCGAUAUGAAAGCCGCCCAAGCCAUCGGCAUCGAUGCCUUCGCCCUGAACUGCGCCAGCAUCGACAAAUACACUCCCACACAGCUGGCGCUCGCCUACAAGGCGGCGCAGCAGGUGAACUUCAAAGUCUUUAUCUCCUUCGACUUUGCCUACUGGUCCAACGGCGACACAGCCAAGAUCACCGAGUACAUGCAGCAGUACGCCAACCACCCGGCCCAGAUGCAGUACCGGGGCGGCGCCGUGGUCAGCACCUUUGUGGGCGACAGCUUCAACUGGGGCCCUGUGAAGCAAGGCACCUCGCACCCGAUCCAGGCCAUUCCCAAUCUUCAGGACCCGGCGGCCGCGUCCAGCAACAAGGCUCGAUCCGUGGACGGGGCGUUUUCGUGGUACGCGUGGCCGACAGAUGGGGGGAAUAGCAUUAUCCAGGGUCCGAUGACGACGAUCUGGGAUGAUCGGUUCAUCAAGGACCUCGCAGGGACGACUUAUAUGGCACCUGUCUCGCCCUGGUUCGCCACCCACUUCAACAGCAAGAACUGGGUCUUCAUUUGCGAGAACCUGCCGACACUGCGGUGGGAGCAGAUGCUUACUCUUCGCCCUAGUCUGGUUGAGAUCAUUUCCUGGAACGACUACGGCGAGUCGCAUUACAUCGGCCCGUACGCAGCAAACCACAGCGACGAUGGCUCCUCCAAAUGGGCCAAGGGCAUGCCGCACGAUGCCUGGCGGGACCUGUACCAGCCCUACAUUGCCGCCUACAAGUCCGGCGCCAGCACCCCGAAAGUCGAAAAGGACAGCCUCGUUUACUGGUAUCGUCCCACCCCCAAAGCGGUCUCGUGUCCGGAAGAUAAUCUCGGCCCCCCGAACGGGAUCAACAUGCUCAGCGACAGCAUCUUCGUGGCGACUAUGUUAACCAGCCCGGCGACGUUGACGGUGACCAGCGGGGCGAAUGCGCCGGUGCGGAUCGACGUACCGGCGGGGAUCGUGACGUCGAAUGUCUCGAUGGGGGUGGGGAAGCAGACGUUCACGGUGAGUCGAGAUGGGCAGACUAUUCUGAGUGGGCAGGGGGGACUGGCGGUGCAAAGUCAGAGCCAGUAUUAUAACUUCAAUGUGUAUGUGGGGAAGAUUGCGGGAGCUUGA
Molecule: messenger RNA, 1783 nt
Organism: Aspergillus saccharolyticus JOP 1030-1
Lineage: Eukaryota; Fungi; Ascomycota; Eurotiomycetes; Eurotiales; Aspergillaceae
Product: glycoside hydrolase family 71 protein
Exons: 4
Coding region: 479-1783 (434 amino acids)
Biological process (GO): mating projection tip cell wall disassembly
Molecular function (GO): glucan endo-1,3-alpha-glucosidase activity
Source: RefSeq, a predicted model, not a curated record